Salvia miltiorrhiza (redroot sage) is the source of this 1675-nucleotide messenger RNA. RefSeq names its product linamarin synthase 2-like. NCBI's taxonomy places the organism in Eukaryota, Viridiplantae, Streptophyta, Magnoliopsida, Lamiales, Lamiaceae. The coding region runs from base 127 to 1563 and encodes 478 amino acids. The record is from RefSeq and is a predicted model, not a curated record. The transcript is spliced from 2 exons. Gene Ontology annotation, molecular function: UDP-glycosyltransferase activity.
AUAAGAUUCUGCGAGUCGCAUAUCGACAAAAGUAGAAUAGGAGCAUCAUCAGAGACGCAUGUGCUUAUAUAUUUGUGGAACGACCACCAUACAUCCAACCCAAACCCCAAGAAUUAAACACAAAAAAUGGGGUCAACCGGAGCAGAGAAACCCCAUGCAGUGAUGGUCCCUUACCCAGCUCAAGGCCACGUCACCCCCAUGAUGCGGCUGGCCAAGCUCCUCCACUCCAGAGGCUUCCACAUCACCUUCGUCAACACCGAGUUCAACCACCGCCGCCUCAUCCGCUCCAAGGGCCCCGACUCCGUGAAGGGCCUCCCCGACUUCCGCUUCGAGACCAUCCCAGACGGCAUGCCCCUGCAGUCUGACGAGGGCGCCACGCAGGACAUCCCGGCCUUGUGUUACUACACCAGGACCACCUGCCUGGCGCCCUUCAAGGCCCUCCUCGCCCGCCUCCACUCGCCUCCGGUCUCCUGCGUCGUCUCCGACGCCGUCAUGAGCUUCGGCACCAGAGCCGCUCAGGAAAUGGGAUUCCCUGACGUUCAGUUCUGGACUGCCUCUGCUUGCUCCUUCGUUGGUUACUUGCACUACCGUGAGCUCAUCAAAAGAGGCAUCGCCCCCUUUAAGAAUGAUGAUUAUCUGAGCGAUGGGACACUGGACACCCCUGUGGAUUGGGUGGCGGGCAUGCCCAACAUUCGAUUGAAGGAUCUGCCAAGCUUCUUUCAGACGACGGAUCCCAACGACAUCAUGUUCGAUUUCUUGGGCGAGGAAGCGCAGAGUUGUCUCAAAGCCUCCGCCGUAAUCUUCAACACCUUCCGGGAAUUGGAAAAGGAGGCCUUAGAUGCUGUGAUCUCCAGAUUUAACUACACAAACUUUUACACAAUAGGCCCUCUUCCUCUUCUAGACAAACAUGUGAAAGAUGGGGCAGUUAAAUCUCUGAAUUCGAGUUUAUGGAAGCCGGAUUCGAAAGUGUUGGAGUGGCUCGACAGGCAGAGGCCCGACUCCGUGGUGUACGUCAACUACGGCAGCAUCACGACGAUGACGGGCCAGAACUUCCAAGAUUUUGCCUCAGGCCUCGCGGAUAGCAAGCAGCCUUUUCUGUGGGUGGUGAGGCCCGACGUAGUCAAAGGUACGUCGGGGGAACUGUCUCGAGAGUUUCUCGAGGCAGUUGAGGAUAGAGGGCUGAUGGUGAGCUGGUGCGCCCAGGAUGAGGUGCUGGCCCACGACGCCGUGGGGGCAUUCCUGACGCACUGUGGAUGGAACUCGAAUCUGGAAAGCAUCUCGUGCGGAGUGCCGGUCAUCUGCUGGCCGUUUUUCGCGGACCAGCAGACCAACUGCCACUACUCGUGCGACAAGUGGGGGAUCGGGAUGGAGAUUGAUCACCGCGUGCGGAGGGAUGAUAUCGCGAAUGUGGUUAGGGAGAUGAUGGUGGGGGAGAAGGGGAAGAACAUGAGAUUCAAGGCUCGAGACUGGAAGAAAAUAGCACAAGAUGCUACUCAUGUUGGAGGGGAGUCUUAUCUUAAUUUUCAACACCUCGUCAAAAAGGGCCUUCACUACAAUGCCUGAUUCAUUAGUGUAUGCGUGUGUUUCUAAUAUGUCUGAUUUGUAGCUUUUCGUUAAUGCUGUUUGGCAUUGCAACUGUCUUAUUAAUAAAAUUCCUGCAAAUUUUUCUUUCUAA